UCUGGUCAUGUGUGUGCUAAACAGAGAGGAUUUCACAUGAUGGACUUGCCGGAGACGCUCAGAAGACGUUUAGAGGACUUUUCUCGGAAUGUCUUAUCUGACCAGGGUCGGACUCAGUCUCUCUCAAAAGAGCACGACACGUUUUUGCCGCACGACAAACGGGUUCUGUCCAGUCUGCACCUCCAGAUGUCUCUGUUCUUUAACAUGUGGUUCUUCCCCCUGUGGUGGAUCAGUGAAACUGUGAUGCUGCACCUCAAGUAUCCUGCCUUGCCAGAGUAUUACAAGUUCAUCCUUGUCACUGUCCUCAUCCUGAUGACUUUGAUUGAGGCCAUUAGACUGUAUCUUGGUUACGCUGGGAACCUGCAAGAAAAGGUCCCAGAGUUGGCUGGAUUUUGGCUGCUGAGCAUCCUGCUGCAGUUCCCACUGAUCCUGUUUCAGCUCUUCAAUGAAGCCAUUCUCAUACAGCCCCUGGAGAGAGGCGUUCACAUUGUUCUCGCCAUUUUCAUACUCACACAGGCCCUCUCUGGAUUUGUGGCGCUCCGAGACAUGGUCAGACACACAGAAAGCCAAUUUCAUCUCCGACAGUUUGACUGAAUUGUCAAGAUCUGACUUCUGUCCUGCAUCAGGACACUACUGCCAGACUCAGAGACUGGCAACAAACACAUCACUUUUGUAUUGCACUUAGCAAAAUGAGAA
Molecule: messenger RNA, 696 nt
Organism: Scomber japonicus (chub mackerel)
Lineage: Eukaryota; Metazoa; Chordata; Actinopteri; Scombriformes; Scombridae
Gene: tmem17
Product: transmembrane protein 17
Exons: 5
Coding region: 37-594 (185 amino acids)
Biological process (GO): non-motile cilium assembly
Cellular component (GO): ciliary transition zone
Source: RefSeq, a predicted model, not a curated record